This is a messenger RNA of Aspergillus puulaauensis, 941 nucleotides long. RefSeq names its product putative MFS monosaccharide transporter (Hxt8) (gene hxt8). Lineage: Eukaryota; Fungi; Ascomycota; Eurotiomycetes; Eurotiales; Aspergillaceae. The transcript has 6 exons. Gene Ontology annotation, biological process: transmembrane transport; carbohydrate transport. The annotation marks the transcript as partial. Gene Ontology annotation, cellular component: membrane. The record is from RefSeq and is a predicted model, not a curated record. Gene Ontology annotation, molecular function: carbohydrate:proton symporter activity.
AUGGUUGGCUGUGCAACUCUGAAAUCAAGCCUACUGACUCUGGAUACUAGGGGUUUGACACGGGAAUCGCUACCACAAGUAAGUUGUCGACUUGGUGGUCUACAUAGGAAGCCUGAACUCAUACAUCGCACAGCAAUCGCCCAUGAUAGCUGGAUUGAGUACAUGAACAACCCUUCAGAGGGCUUGACGGGCGCGGUACGUAUACUUCAACUGGCCAACCGAACUUGGGCUGACCGCAAGCAGGUCGUUGCCGUUUAUAUCGCCGGUGAAGCAGUGGGCGCCCUCUUCCAAACCGCGGUCGCCGAUAAAUUAGGGCGUCUACGUUUCAUGGAACUGAUGUGCGUGAUCGUCACAAUUGGAACCACAAUCCAGACAGCUUCAGUCAACAUCGGGAUGUUUCUCGCUGGGCGUGCUUUGGCCGGAAUUGCAGUUGGCGGCAUGGUUGGCACCGUUCCCAUCUACCUGAGCGAGAUAUCGGACCCUCGGUAUCGCGGCCUCAUCGGAGGAAUCUCAGGUUGCGGUAUCGCUUUCGGAACCAUGGCUUCAAAUUGGGUCGGAUAUGCUUGUAGCUGGGCUCCGUAUGGGGCUGUACAAUGGCGCCUUCCCCUUGCCAUCCAAAUACCCUGGGGCAUCAUUAUGUUCAUCGGCUUGGUUACCUUCAUGCCCAAUUCACCGCGCUACCUGGUUCGAAACGGAAAGGUGGAGGCUGCGCGCAAUGAAUUCAGCCGAAUCCGCCGCGAUCUCAACUCGCACGAGCUGCGCCAGGAAUUUUCCCAGAUGCUGGCACAGAUCGAGUAUGAGAAGGAGCGAGAGAUCACCUCUUACAAGGAGAUUUUCAGGCUCUUCAGACACCGUGCUUUGGUAUCAAUUGCUGUGCAGACCAUGACCAGUCUUACUGGUGUCAACGUGAUUCAGUACUACCAAACCAUCCUAUACAAGUC